GUAAUUGGCACAAGGCAAAUACUGCUCCAGUGUGUUUUGGUGCCAGUGGUACCCAGUUUGGAUCCUUCUACCUGCCAUCUGGCGGCGGGCUGGUCGCAAUAAAGCUGGUCCACCUGUUUGGUUACGUUUCCUGUGACGUUAGUCAACCCUACCACUGGUCGUUUUGGGGGUGUGGUCAACAUGUAAGUGUAGCACAAGAAGUUGAUGUGGUCAUAACAACAUUCGACAACAAAAUAAUUUUGCCACCAGGAGAGUUCAUAAAGCUCAGCCACCAAGCAGGCAAGUGGGCCAGGGUUCCCGGAUAUAACUCAGUAUCCAAAGAGAUUGUGCUGACCCCAUUUACCGAGCCUUAUCCAGUACUUGCUGGUCAGCAGCUACGCCUGUGGUACGGCGAGGAUCUGCAAAAUUCUACUGAGGGCGACAACGGAGGAAGGGUUUGUUGCGAUGUCUAUGCUCUGUUUCAAGAGUGAAGCCUUAAAUAAAGUUGUCGUUUUCUUAUUUACCACGUUUCUAUUAAGUUACAUUAGGUACAAUAAUCAAUGCAAUGAUCUUGUUAAAACUGUUGUAUUCUAAGUUUUCUUUGUGUCUUUCAUCAGGCAAGUUUCCAUUUUUUUUUCACACCACUAACUUCGUAUAAUUUUCGCUGUUAGUUGUUGUUGUUUUUCUUGAUUUUAAAAAAGAUAGCAUAGGUGUCACUUCACAUAAUGAUGGUUUAGAACAAGGUGAUAAACUAUCUAUUAUAUGACUGGCCAA
Stylophora pistillata is the source of this 753-nucleotide messenger RNA. RefSeq lists its product as uncharacterized. The record is from RefSeq and is a predicted model, not a curated record. Lineage: Eukaryota; Metazoa; Cnidaria; Anthozoa; Scleractinia; Pocilloporidae.